UGAGGCGUGUGCGCGCGCGUGUGCGCGAGAGGGACAUAUGUGAGGACUUCCCUCAGAGCUUCACAGUGAUCAUGGCGAAGCUCUCAGACACUUUACAGCGGUCACACCGGAUCUCUCGGUAAUAACGCGCUCUAACACCGACUCUGGGAUGUAAACCUGACGGUUUAAUUCGGUGUAACGGCGCGUUUUCGCUCUCUGAUGCUGUUGCUUCUGUACCUGAGGGAAUUCUUCUCUGCAAGUUCAUAGUGGCCCAGUUGCACUAGUCAGAACUCCAACCACUAAAGAGGAUGAUUGAAGACGGAGGGAGGAGAGGAAGGACGAUGGCGGACAAGACGCAGCUCUUCACAGAGAUGAAAGCGCAGAAUUUCGACUUGAUCCGACUCUCGACAUAUCGCACAGGCUGCAAACUCCGCUUCGUCCAGAAGAAAUGCAACCUGCACCUGGUGGACGUGUGGAACAUGAUCGAAGCAUUUCGGGAAAACGGCCUGAACACGUUGGAGCACAGCACAGAGCUGAGCGUGUCCCGGCUGGAGACCAUCGUCUCGUCCAUCUACUACCAGCUCAACAAGCGACUGCCCACCACCUACCAGAUCAACGUCCAGCAGAGCAUCAGCCUGCUGCUCAAUUUCCUGCUGGCUGCACACGACAGUGAGGGCCAGGGGAGCGUGACCGUGUUCUCUGUUAAGGUGAUGUUGGCUCUACUGUGUGGAGGGAAGAUCGUGGAUAAACUGCGCUAUAUUUUUUCUCAGAUUUCGGACUCUCAUGGAGCGAUGACUAUCUCCAAAUUCGACCUCUUCCUGUUAGAGGCACUUAAACUGCCCUCCGCUGUGUUCGAGGGUCCGUCCUUCGGUUACACACAACAUUUUGCCCGCUCCUGUUUUCCACAACAGAAGAAAGUGAUGUUGAACACGUUUCUGGACACGAUGAUGGCUGAUCCUCCUCCUCAGUGUCUCGUCUGGUUGCCCCUCAUGCAUCGCCUUGCUAAUGUGGAGAAUGUGGUCCACCCGGUCAGCUGUUCGUAUUGCCGUGGUGAGAGCAUGGUUGGUUUCCGGUACCGCUGCCAGCAGUGCUUUAACUACCAGCUGUGUCAGACCUGCUUCUGGCGUGGCCAUGCCAGCGGAAACCAUAGCAACCAACACCAAAUGAAGGAGCACUCGUCCUGGAAAUCUCCUGCUAAGAAGUUGGGCCAUGCCAUUAGUAAAUCGUUUGGGUGUGUACCGAGCCGAGAACCCACUCACCCCAUCUACCCUGAGGACCCAGAGAGACCAAUUGACCUCUCAAACAUUGUUCCACCCCGUCCUGUUCCAGACAACAUGACUAUCUCAGCACCACCCCCUUCUGGAAGCCCUGCCUCCAGCCAAAGGGUGCAGGGUAUUGCUGCUGCUCAGCGUCUGAAUGAGGAACACGCAUUGAUUGCAGCUUAUGUGAACAAACUGCAGUCAAGCCCACGUGCUCUGGACUGUCCUAACCGAAUGGAUGAGGAACACAAGUUAAUCGCUCGGUACACAGCUCGCUUAGCAUCAGACCCUGGCAACAAUGCUAGAUCUCCAAAGCUUGACUUCGACAGUAACAAGCACCAACGACAGCUCAUAGCAGAACUGGAACACAAAAACAGGGAGAUCUUGCAGGAGAUCCAGCGGCUGCGUUUGGAGCACGAGCAGGCAUCCCAACCCACUCCAGAGAAAGCUCAGCAGAACCCCACACUGCUGGCUGAACUACGGCUGCUCAGGCAGAGGAAGGAUGAGCUGGAACAGAGGAUGUCUGCUCUGCAGGAGAGCAGGAGGGAACUCAUGGUUCAGCUAGAGGGACUGAUGAAACUACUGAAGGAAGAGGAGCAGAAACAGGCCGCCCAGGCAGCAGGCACUCCUCAAUCCUCUCCCAGCCACGCGGCCUCUCGUCCAAUCCCCAUGCCCGUUCGCUCCACAGGCUCCACGCCCACACACACUGGCCACGCCCCCUCCUAUGUGCCUCAGGACUCUUUGGCCGGAGUGGGCGGAGACGUACGCGAGGCUUUUGCUCACGGAGCACGUAGAAACCUGCGUAAUGAUCUUCUUGUAGCAGCCGACUCCAUUACCAACACCAUGUCCUCCUUGGUCAAGGAGUUGCACACUGAGGAAGAAGGGGUGGAGGAAGACGAGCGACUGCGGAAUGGAAGACACAGAGGUGCAGCGGUCGGACAGGUGAGAGCGACAGUCCAGCAGACUCCACCCAGAGAAACGAAGCGCUCCGUCCACACGCCGCUGUCGUGAUGGCAGCGGCGGCGACGACGAUCUGGCGUUCUUGCAUCAGCCAAUCAGAGAAGAGCUUCAGGAGCCACUGUUUAUAACUGAUGAUGUCAUUUUUGAACGGAAGAUCCUGUUGUUUUAGUUUUUUUUCCCCUUUUGGUUUUGUUUUGUUUGUUUUUGGGUUUCUAUUAUAAGCUCAGUUUGAUUUUGCUGAUUGAUUUUGUUGAAAGCUAGAAGAUUUAAAAAAAAUAAAAAACUACUGAUUAGGCCCCCGGUUUGGACUGCGGACGUACGAUGAAGACGAGGUGCGACGGUACGAAGGUUUUGUGUUAUGGCCAAAGUAAAGAUGUGAAGGAGGAAUGAUGGAGGGAUGAAGGAUGAGGUGGAGAAGGUGAAAGUGAUGUGAUGUGAAUAGAGCAGGUCGCUUAUACUGUAUGUGGUUAAAGUAAGGAUGAUGUAGUUAAAGACUGAAUCAUUUAGUGCUGUUAAUUUAUCUUUUUUUUUGUGUUUUUAUUUUAUUUAUUUUCAUCAGACAGCGUUUAAGCUCUUGCAGUUGUACGAGUCAAAGGAGAUCUUCAUGAUCAUGAAUCUUGGGCCUCCGGGUAACAAUGAAGCCUAGUUUCAGACUAAAUGAUUGUUUUAAUUUGUAUCGUCUUAGUCUAAGGCUCGACUUCUUCUGAUUGAUUCACUAGAAUCUGAUUCACUAGACAGCAUGUUAACAGGAAAACAACACCGAUAGACGUCGUCAUCACUGAUCAUGAUUAUCUUCACUUACACAGAUUCUGUUCUAGUGGCAGCUAAUGUUUUUUUUUUUUUUUUGGUGCUAAGCACAACUAGACUAUUCUUAGUGUGCUUUCACACCCACUGAUUCGUUUGCAGGCUCCGAUUCAGAGUGAAAAUGAUUUGUUUGGUUCAUUUGCGGUUUGGUUUCACAAAAAUGUUGUUUAAGGGGUGUGUCGAGCUGAUGUUCGAAAUAUGUUGAUGGAACGUACUCGAACAUGGAGCUGGCACUAAAUAAAUGACUGCAUAUUUCUGUAAACAAUUAUUUUAAAAUUUUUCAGUGUUUAUGGUCAAGUUUUUUUUGGUCCACAUGGCAUUUGUGCAGUGCUACAGCGCUGUCUCUGUUCAAGCAUGUUUCAGUCAUUCACUUCCUUUAGUGAGUCGAAUCAAAGUCAAAUUAUCCCACUUACUCAGAGUUUACUUCCUGCAUUGAGUCGAUUCAGAGUCAAAUCACGUUCUCAUUAGAGUUCAGCUUCCUUUAGAGUCGAAUCAGAGUCAAAUCACAUUCUCAUUAGAGUUCAGCUUCCUUUAGAGUCGAAUCAGAGUCAAAUCACGCUCUCAUUAGAGUUCAGCUUCCUUUAUUGAGUCGAAUCAGAGUCAAAUCUCGCUCUCAUUAGAGUUCAGCUUCCUUUAUUGAGUCGAAUCAGAGUCAAAUCUCGCUCUCAUUAGAGUUCAGCUUCCUGUAGUGAGUCGAAUCAGAGUCAAAUCUCGCUCUCAUUAGAGUUCAGCUUCCUUUAGUGAGUUGAUUGAGACAGUUACCAUUUUUGAACUCUACUAGAAAUGUUAUGAAUUGCUGGAAUAUCUAAUUAAUUCUUUAUUUUUCAUAGCAUGCAAAAAUCCCGCAUACCUUUUGAUUGGAACACAGUGUUUGGAAUUAGCCCCUUGAAGUAUAUGAUCAUGGAUUCACUUCUUUGUGCUUGAGUUUGUGUAAAUAUUAAAAGUAAUAGAUUUAGAUUUAUAGAAGUUAUUUCAGGUACAGAAAAGAAGAAGGACGACUGAAUAUAUAUGUACUGUGUUUGAACAGGACUCUUACCCGUGAUGCCUCUGUUUGUGGUUUUUAUUUAAGCACUGUUUGCAGUUGCUCUCACGCACACACACACACUCACUCACACUCUCUCUGAUCUGCUGUGCUAUGUUCUUUUUAUACAGGUGUGUGUGUGUGUGUGUGUGUGUGUGUGUGUGUGUGUAUAAAAUGAAGUAUGUACUUCUGGAUUGUCACUAUAAUGAAGCUUAUAGCUGGAGUGUCCUAUUCACGUGUGUGUGUGUGUAGAGUUCAGGGGCUCAUGGUGCCGGUAACCACUGAGUUCAAACCUUCACAAAAAAUAAAUAAAUCAGACCAUCGGUUUUGUUCUCGUCGAGUCUCAUAACCACCGAACAUUUCAAACGAAUCGUCUCUGAUUUUUCAAAUGUAUCCAGAUUAAAAAUCUAUUUUUAAAAGGAAA
Messenger RNA from Tachysurus vachellii, 4447 nucleotides. RefSeq names its product dystrobrevin, beta a (gene dtnba). Gene Ontology annotation, biological process: synaptic signaling. The record is from RefSeq and is a predicted model, not a curated record. NCBI's taxonomy places the organism in Eukaryota, Metazoa, Chordata, Actinopteri, Siluriformes, Bagridae. Bases 288 to 2249 code for a protein of 653 amino acids. Gene Ontology annotation, cellular component: plasma membrane; synapse. Gene Ontology annotation, molecular function: zinc ion binding. The transcript is spliced from 21 exons.